UUUACUAGAUAUCAAAAUCAAAUUUGCUAUAGAAAAAACAUAGAUGAAUAUGGUAAAUUGAUUUUGAAUGUAAGUCUAUUCUCCAUUCCCAUGUCAAGUAGCACCAAAAGAUGCUUAGUGCUAUUGGAAAAAUGCAAUAACAUGAACCAUCUCAAACAAGCACAUGCACAAAUUUUUACUACAGGUCUUGAAAACAAUACCUUUGCUCUAAGCAGAGUUUUAGCUUUCUGUUCAUCACAUUCACACAAACAUCAUCAUGGAAGUCUCACCUAUGCUUGUAGAGUCUUUGAACGAAUUCAGAACCCUACAGUUUGUAUAUACAACACAAUCAUCAAAGCUUUUCUCAUUAAUAUCAAUUUCAAAAGCACCCUCCUUGUGUUUGUUAAAAUGCUUCGGAAUGGAAUGAGACCUGAUAACUACACUAUACCUUAUGUAUUGAAGAGUUGUUCGGGACUUCAGGAUUGUUCUUUGGCGAAAAUGAUUCAUGGGUAUGGUUCAAAAUUGGGUCUUGUGUUUGAUAUCUUUGUGGGUAAUAGUUUGAUGAUGAUGUAUUGUGUGUUUGGUGAUGUUGUAGCUGCACGGUACGUGUUCGAUGAAAUUCCUAGCUUAAGUGCAGUUUCUUGGAGUGUGAUGAUUUCUGGAUAUGCAAAAGUGGGUGAUGUUGAUUCAGCUAGGUUGUUCUUUGAUGAAGCACCUGAGAAGGAUAAAGGGAUUUGGGGUGCCAUGAUUUCUGGUUAUGUGCAAAAUAGUUGUUUUAAAGAAAGUCUUUAUUUGUUUCGAUUGAUGCAGUUGACUGAUAUAGUGCCUGAUGAAUCUAUAUUUGUGAGCAUUCUUUCUGCAUGUGCUCAUCUAGGAGCUUCAGAUAUUGGUGUGUGGAUUCAUCGACAUUUGAAUCAAUCAAAGCUAGUACCAUUCAGUGUUCAAUUAAGUACUAGUUUAUUAGACAUGUAUGCUAAAUGUGGGGAUUUGGAGACGGCAAAAAGAGUAUUCAAUUCAAUGCAAGAGAGAGACAUUGUAUGUUGGAAUGCUAUGAUUUCUGGUAUGGCAAUGCAUGGAGAUGGAAAAGGUGCACUGAAGCUAUUUUAUGAUAUGGAAAAAGUUGGGAUGAAACCUGAUGAUAUAACAUUCAUUGCUGUUUUUACUGCUUGUAGUUACUCAGGAAUGGAACAUGAAGGUUUGAAGUUAUUGGAUAAAAUGUGUAGUGUUCACAACAUUGAACCAAAAAGUGAACAUUAUGGUUGUUUAGUUGACUUACUAAGCAGAGCAGGGUUAUUUGAAGAAGCUAUGGUUAUGAUAAGAAAAACAACCAAUUCAUUGAAUGGCUCUGAAGAGGCAUUGGCUUGGAGAGCAUUUCUGAGUGCAUGUUGUAACCACGGAGAAACUCAACUGGCUGAACUUGCUGCUGAAAAAGUGUUGCAGUUGGAUAAACACAGUCACAGUGGAGUCUAUGUUUUGCUUUCUAAUUUGUAUUCAGCAUCUGGUAAACACAGUGAUGCUAGAAGGGUGAGGGAUAUCAUGAAAAUCAAAGGAGCUAACAAGAUACCAGGUUGUAGCUCAGUAGAGAUUGAUGGUGUUGUCUGCGAGUUCGUUGCCGGUGAAAAAACGCAUCACCAGAUGGAAGAAAUACACAGAGUUUUGAAGAAAAUGCAUAUCCAGUUAGACUACAAUCAAUAGAAAUUCAUGGUUUAACUUUAAGUUGCUUCUAUUAAAAUCAUUAUCCUGUUUAUUAAUAUAGCUUGCAGGGAGUCCCUUUUCCUAUAGGGAUUCACCUUUGAUCUCAUGUAAAGCUAACAUAUCUAGAAAUUUGAAAUAAAAGACUGAGAAAUAUCUAAUGAA
Molecule: messenger RNA, 1836 nt
Organism: Lathyrus oleraceus (garden pea)
Lineage: Eukaryota; Viridiplantae; Streptophyta; Magnoliopsida; Fabales; Fabaceae
Product: pentatricopeptide repeat-containing protein At5g66520
Exons: 1
Coding region: 91-1674 (527 amino acids)
Biological process (GO): RNA modification
Molecular function (GO): RNA binding; protein binding
Source: RefSeq, a predicted model, not a curated record